AAAAGGUUGGCAACACUAAAAAAGUAAACAAAACACUGCGAAUUUCGCAUCGCAGCUGAAAAAACGAAGUACGAGAUGUUUAAAUUGGAAGUUUCAAUUUAUUCUUCAAACAAAUGGGUUGUAAAAAAUUUCUUUGAUGUUACUUAGCGGUUGUUUUCUAUGUAAACUUUUUUUUUCACUUUGUUUCUUGUUCUAUUAACUGAAAACUAUGGCUCUCAUUCACAAAAUAAUGAGCGUUACUGUACUUCUCUUGCUAGCAUGGAUGUCUGUUGGAAUUGUUAUGUACAGAACUUCAUCAAAUAAACUGAAUGAUGUAUUUGAGGAAAGUACAGAAUUGUUUAGAAUUCCACUUUCCCCUAGUGAGGAAAUAGAGGCCUGCAGAGCUAAUAAUCGAAAAUUGAGUCCUAAUUUUUGGAAAAAGGUGAAUCUGCGCAAGGAAAAAAUCCCUGAAGAAAUCAAUGAAAUGAUGUCUGCAAUGGUGGUUCAAUCAGACUUUAUUGAGGUUGAGGAUUGUGAUAUUCAUAUUCUUUAUGCAAAACCAGCAAGUUCUAAUCGUAGCAUAUCUGUUUUGCUACUACAUGGUCAGUCUUACAAUUCAGAAACCUGGAAUACACUUGGUACUUUGAGAAAUUUAGCAGCUUUUGGGUACUAUACAGUUGCUGUUGAUCUUCCAGGGUUUGGACGGAGUGCUGCUAUUAACGAUCUUGAUAGAGGCCAAUUUUUGACUGAAGUCAUUACUGCACUAGAUCUCAAAAAACCUGUAAUAGUAAGCCCUAGCAUGAGUGGAGCCUUUUCUCUCAAGUAUCUAUUAAAUAAUUCUGACAAGAUGGCCGGCUUCGUUCCUGUUGCACCCGUUAGUAUGAGCAUCAUUGAUGACAGCCCAUGUUCCAUUGAUGAUGAUGACGUGCUUCAGGAUGAAGAUUGUCAAAGAAUCAUGCACUAUUUAAAGAAGAAACCGAGGUUGAACUGCAUUAAGGUACCAUCUUUAAUUGUAUGGGGUGAAAGAGAUCGUGGAACUAACUCUGCAAAGUUAUGUCAACUUCCAAAUGGCCAAGGGGCUGAGAUCCCAGAAGGAAAGCAUUCAGCUUAUUUAAGCAAUCCAAACCUAUGGCACAAGCUUCUGUAUAAUUUUCUAAACAUUGUUGAUGAAACUUUUGCAUGUAGAUGAAAGUUUAAACAAAAAUGUUUGGUGCACCUGAUAAUGCUAUGUAGUCAAGAAAUCUCAACACCUGUAAAGUUUAUAUUGUUGAUAAAACUUUUUUAUGCAA
Molecule: messenger RNA, 1268 nt
Organism: Uloborus diversus
Lineage: Eukaryota; Metazoa; Arthropoda; Arachnida; Araneae; Uloboridae
Product: putative protein-lysine deacylase ABHD14B
Exons: 5
Coding region: 209-1168 (319 amino acids)
Cellular component (GO): cytoplasm
Source: RefSeq, a predicted model, not a curated record